AUGAAGUCACGACAGGGCGGCGAUGAGAUCACACUUCACGAUGGUGCGGUGAUGUCACGGAGAUCACGGCAAAACCACAAGGGACAGCCCCCAAAGAUGAGAGGGCAAAUUAAAAAAAAGAAAAAAAAGAAAGAAAAAAGCUAUAUAUAUAUUGAAAAGAGCUGUGACAAAAUGGAGUCUCGACAGGGCACGAUGAAGUCGCGAUUAUGGUGCGAUGGAGUCACGAUAGGGUCUCCGGGAUGUGUCGGCGUCGAUCCGCGCCGGCUCGGAGAGGGCCCCGGCUGGGAUGCAGGGGAGGGCCCGGAGGGGGCUGAGCUCACCAGGCUGCUGCCCCGAGCGGCGAAGUCCUCUCCGAGCGAGCGCGCUGCUCCGGGAGCCUGGGGCUGCUGCUCACGCCGCGCUGUCCACUCCCAGCGCCCGGCGGCUGUAGCCCCGCCCCCAGCGCCCCGCAGCGCUCUGGACCAAUCAGAGGCGUCUUUACUCCGGGCGCUGGCCAAUAGCACGGAGGGGCGCUAA
Messenger RNA from Pipistrellus nathusii (Nathusius's pipistrelle), 516 nucleotides. Lineage: Eukaryota; Metazoa; Chordata; Mammalia; Chiroptera; Vespertilionidae. The record is from the annotation of a GenBank genome assembly.